CAAUUUUCCUGUCUUCCUAUUCAUUUCUUGGAACGUGUUUCGGCAGAAAGUACGUUGUAUGGUCGAAAUCCUAGAAGAUGAAGAAUAUGGAGAUUCGAAGAACAUGGAUGGUGUCUCGCAAAGAAAAAAAAAGCAACGCGAUACUUUGAAAUACUUUCAAGUAGUCAUUGAAAAAGCCUCUCCACGGAACGAGUAUGCUCAGAGACGCUACCGUUUUGCUAGUUCACUCAGUGUUAGAGACUGGCUUGGACGGACUUGUCAGUCUAUCCAUCCGGUUUCCAAAAUGACCGCGUCAAAUAUUAAGGAGAUCAAGUUUAUCGUAACAGUAAAGGUGCAAUCAGUAAGGGCUCAGACCCUUGUCAUAUCCGUCAACAUUUCCGAACCACUGUGCUCGUUGUUUAUCACUUUCUGCGAUAUGGAUAAUCCGCAGAAAGAGAUCACCACUGCCCACAUAUUCCAUACGAAACAGCAGCGGCAGUAUCCACAAACACGGAAGGUCGUCUACACCCCCUCGAGGGGGUCAAAAAACAUGUAUACCAUGUCGGCAUCGCCCGCCUUCAUCGAAGAAAGCGACGAUGACGAUUUUUAUCGUAAACGCAAGUUUAAUAGCAAGGCAACAGUUUAUCCAGCUCCAGCUCGUUAUCAUCACAAUCAAAUCGUGCAAGAGGUUGCCAUAUCGUACUCCGCUCCGCUGACCAUAUCUGCUCCAAGUUCUCCACUCUCUCGCCCACUUAGUAGCUCAGAACGCAUAGGAACGGAAGAUUAUUCAUCGGUUCAAGACUAUAUCACUGACCAGCGCGCCAUUCAGCCGAAACCUUUCGUGAGCCCGGAAUCUGUGGAGCGAGUGAAUGCGCGUGGACGGCACGAAACUGAGUUUCCAGUUCGGAUUGCGUACAUUGGCGGAGAAUCCAUAAGUCCGGUCCAUUCGGUGCCUAUCACUACAGUGCCGUCGACGUAUCGUGGUCCACUAAUUGACAGCCGUGCAUCCACACGUUUAGCCGAGUCUGUGGUCUCUGAGACGACAACUAUUCAGGAAUUAACUACUAUCACUACUACAAGCCACGGUCGUAGCGUAUCCUCAGAUAUGCCUGGAGUGACUGAACUAGCUCAGCGAUUCGAGCGCAGUUCUCGCAGUGAUAGCGGAGAUACAGGAAGAACCACACCGAAAGCUCCUCCUAGAGUUGUAGUCAUAUCGAAACCUGGGCCAGAAUUCGUCUACUCGUCCGAUGAAUCAAAGGUUCGUCGCAUCGAACGGCCCUCGUACUCGCCAUCCGAUCAGAAAGGCGUACUGUCUACUACGGUGGUGGAUAUUGAACCUCCAUCAUUCCGUACAGUCCAGCCUCAUUACGUUGAAGAAAGAUAUCAACUCGAGGAGCAGUACCGUUCUGUGAAAUCAUACGGAGGUCCGAAGAAAGAAGGCUACACCAAACCUAGAGAAGUUGUCAUUCCAACCGAAAAGAGAGAGACAAGAGAAACAAGAGAAACCAAAAGGGAGACAGUCAAUGGCCACACAGUGUUCUCGUCUCGAACCGAACGUACAUCGCCCACAGAUCAGCAUCGUGAACAUGAAAUUGAAGAAAUUCGUGGAGCAACUCCUGUAAGAAGUGUAGUCGAGCAGUUUGAGAGCAGAAUUGAAGAGGGGCGCAAAACACCUGACAGACGUCCUUAUUACAAGGAGGUCGAGGAAAUCACCAAAACUGAAAGAGCGACUCUACCGGAAAGGGAAGUAUACAUUCCAAAAAGCGAUUUACUCCCAUCACGAAAGACCUAUACCGAAUCAAUCACAACACAGAGAACGAGAAAGCUGUCUGGAUCGGAUCGGGACCAACCAUACCGAGGAAGAAGAGAGAUUACGAGGGAAGAGGUCACUAGAGUGCCUCCGUACAAUGGCCUGCGCGAAACUCUCACCGAAGAGGUGAGUAGAGGCUAUCCGUACACCGAAACAAGGGAGGUCCGUCGUGAAGAAUCCGAAGAAGAGUACAGACGUCGCAAAGCCGAACGAGAAAGAGUCGUUCCCGUCGAGAAAGUCGAAACUGUGGGAAAAGAAGACGUGACUAUGGAGACGAUGACGACAGAAAGCGUGAGAACAUUCCCUCGAGUUGUGGUGCCGAAACCGCAUUCGCCAACUCCUCCAAGAGCUGUGAAGAGUACGAUAGAAAUCGCCAAGGAAGAGUAUAAGGAAGAAAGGAAACAGCCAGAAAAGCCACCGAGAGAUUUCCGUGAGACGCUAGAGAGAAGUGAGAGAACUGAAAGAUCUGAAAUGACCGAAACAACCGAAACCUACAAGAGGACCGGCAAAAUGGAAGAUACCACCAGGACACCUGCUUCUACGCCUGUUCCUCCUCUACGUGCGGUGACAGAUAUGCCAUCCCUGUACACGGAAGAGCACCAUCACUAUUCAAAGCGAAGCGGGUUCGGCGGCAGAACUCCGCAAUCAUCAAGCGGCAUGGCGCACACCGGUACAAGCGAAUUCAUCUCUGGCAGCAGCGUGACUGCCGGAGAAAUCCGGGAAAUUCGCGAAAGGGAGAAGAGGGAGAUGAGAGGACUGAACGAUCGACUAGCAGCUUAUAUCGAGCAGGUACGUUUCCUGGAAGCACAAAAUCGAAAACUCAAUCAUGACCUGGAGAGGUUGACGAAGGGUAAGCACGCACCCGGAAUUCGUAUGAUGUACGAAAAGGAGAUCGCGCAAUCGCAAGCGAUCAUCGCCGAUGCUAAGAGAGAUUAUGGUAACACAGAAAAAGAAGUUCGAGGCCUUACUGCAGAUCUGACUGACAUCAGAAACAGGUACGAUGCCGCCGUAAAAGCCCGAAAUCUAGGGAACGAGGACGAUUUGAUAGUAAAGCUUUGCGACCUACAAGCUCAGAUAUGUAUGACGAAGAGACGUAAUGCAGUGAUUGAUGAAGAAUGUAAGCGUAUUCGCGCUGAAAAUCUGAAACUUAGCUCAGACCUUGCUGCACAGCGCCAGCUGCUCGAGAAAGAGUCACUCCAGAGGAUGAACUACGAGCACCAGGCUCAGGCUCUUAUUGAUGAGUGCAAAUUGAUUGCCAGCAGCAAUAACGUUAAGCUGGAUAAGUAUAAAUACCAAGAUACAACCGAAGAGAAUCGUGCAAUCUUCCGGCAAGGACUAUUGGAAGCUAUCGCUGAAAUUCGCAAGCUCUACGAUGAGGAUACAUCCAAGUUCCGUAGUGAAAUGGAGUCAUGGUACUCCAAGCAGGUCAUUGAGAUCCGUACCAGCAGCCGCUUGGCAGCAGAUGCCAGCACCACAAAAGAAAAGGUGAAGCAGCUGCGCUCUCAGCUUACUGAAAUGCGCACCAACUUGGCUAAUCUCGAAGGACGCAAUCACAUCCUCGAGAAGCUCAUCCAGGAUCUCAACUACCAGAUCGAAGAUGAAAGCCGUGUAACCAUGGCACAUCUUAGCGAGAAAGACGACGAAAUUCGUGCUGUUCGUGCACAGUGCCAGGCUAUCACUGUGGAACUUGAGAAACUCAUCGUUGAAAAAGUUAAUCUCGAUGCCGAGAUCAGCAAAUACCGUCAAUUACUGGAGGGUGAGGAAAAUAGAACUCAUGGACGAGUCAUCUCAACUGCUAGCCAUGCUUUCGACACUGCCACAUCAGCAACAUCAAGAAUUGUAAGCUCUAGCGCAUCACGUCGUGUGAUUGGAUCAACAAAUCGCUCAGAUUCUCAGAAAUCUGCUCAAGGAAACGUAUCCAUCCUUGAUGUUGCACCUGAUGGCUCAUCCAUUACUGUAGAGAACACAUCGGUUUCGCACGAUGAAAUGAUCGGCCAGUGGAGAUUGCGUAGCUUUGGUGGAGGACGUGACGUUAGCUUCACGUUCCCUCGAGGAUUCGUGUUGACACCGAGAUCGAAGGUCACGGUAUACGCCCGAGGAAAAGGCAUCCAUGCUCCACCACACUCACUAGUGUUUGAGACUGAGGAUUCAUUUGCGACCGGAGGCGAAGUCCGUACCUACCUCUACAACGAUGAUGGUCAAGAACGAGCCCGUGUCGAGCAUCGCAUCCUCUGAACUAGCUCAUCCAGUGACUCCCUGCCAUAAAUGCCUGUUCUGCUCAAUGCCAAUGCUUCGUAGCCUAUUAUUCAAAUACAUCAGUAUAUGUGUCAAAAACAAACCUGAACACUGCGAAUUACCCAUUGCUUCUUUCGGUGUAGUUUUUUUUAUCAUCGUUUGUAUAAACUAUUAACGCACAACGCCUCCUGUGACUGCCAGCAAGCACCGUAAUGCUUCCCAUUAGUGUGUGAUCACCAUCAUUAUGUGUUAAUAGUUCCGAACUCCACUUGGCCCCGACAUUCUUCUCACCCUCCCUCAUUCACGCGGAUUUCUAUGUGCCCUGGCAAUCCUCUCACGUGUGAGGAGUCGGACUCGUAACGCUAGUUCACAGUACGCAUCUAGCUAGCGUUCCGUAUUCACAUUCCGCGUCCGCUUUCGCCCAUUUCCAUUAGUCCGACUGCCCCCGGUCAAUAUUAUCAGUUCAGUUAACAAGUUAGAUUCAAUAAAUCUAUGCAUUGCUGUCGUUGUUCUCGUUGAGCAGCGCAUCCGCUAGCUCCUUCGAUGAAAAACUGAGACGAAUAGUUUUCUUUUUCAGAUC
Messenger RNA from Cylicocyclus nassatus, 4604 nucleotides. The record is from the annotation of a GenBank genome assembly. NCBI's taxonomy places the organism in Eukaryota, Metazoa, Nematoda, Chromadorea, Rhabditida, Strongylidae.